Messenger RNA from Pichia kudriavzevii, 1662 nucleotides. RefSeq lists its product as uncharacterized. Bases 1 to 1662 code for a protein of 553 amino acids. The record is from RefSeq and is a predicted model, not a curated record. NCBI's taxonomy places the organism in Eukaryota, Fungi, Ascomycota, Pichiomycetes, Pichiales, Pichiaceae. Gene Ontology annotation, molecular function: protein binding. The transcript has a single exon.
AUGACAGCUAAACGCAGUCUGUCUCCACUAAGACCCUUGUCGACGAGCGAGGUGUCGAUUUCACAGGUAUCUCCAGGCGGGAAGAGACGCCAUUUGAAUAGCGUCAAUGACGAUUCAUUGAUGUCCCUCUCAUUGCCCUCACCUAGUGCUUCUCCUAUCCAUUCAAGUACAGAUUCAAGUGAGACGUCGAACUUGCCGUUACUAUUGUCGAUUAUCAAAAACACGCCAAGGGGAGAGUUGUCCCAUUUACAUGCUUUUCUAUUGAAUUUUUUAAAGAGGGACAUUCUCUUGGGACUACCUCUUGAGAUAUCCAUUGUUAUUUUAUCGCAACUAGACAAAGGCGACUUGGUUCAUUGCAUGAUGGUGUGCAAGCAAUGGAACUUGCUUAUAAAUAAUACCCCGGAAUUAUGGAAACGUCUUAUAUUUAGAGACUCUCUAAUAACCAGUGCGGAGGAAUUCGAGAGAGACUAUGCAGCCCUUGAGCAGAAUGGUACUAAAAGGGUGAACAUUCCGAAACAAAUGUACAAACUUCGAUAUACAGUAUUGAAACGUUGGAUGGAUCCAACCUUCACCCCCCAUCGCCAGGUUCUUGAAGGCCCGGAUUUGAAUGUCAUCACUUGUCUCCAGUUCGAUAAUGAGAAAAUAGCCGCUGGCUCAAAUUCAUGCCAAAUUCUCAUUUAUAAUACUCAAUCAGGUGAGUUGAUACAUACAUUACUUGGCCAUACAGGCGGUGUUUGGGCAAUGAAGUUCUAUGGUGAUAUACUUGCAUCUGGAUCCACCGAUCGCACAGUGAGAAUAUGGAAUACACGCACGGGGAAAUGCACCCACAUCUUUAAGGGACAUACGUCCACAGUGAGGUGUCUUGAAAUUGUACAACCGCAACGGAUCGGAACCGAUGUCCAGGGGAACCCUAUAAUGUUCCCCGAAGAACCUAUGCUAGUGAGUGGGUCAAGAGAUGCAACACUCUAUCUAUGGAAGCUACCUAUCAAUGACUCGGAUUCAGAAGCUCCUUGGGAGUUUGACGUUGGUGAAAAUCCGUACUUUGUCAACGUAUUAAAAGGCCACUUGGCCAGCGUGAGAACAGUGACUGCUUAUGCAAACCUCGUCAUUUCAGGUAGCUAUGAUUCUACGGUGCGUGUGUGGGACAUCUCCACAUGCGAGUGUAAAUAUACAUUGGAAGGGCAUUCUGACCGGAUUUACUCUGUUGUUUAUGAUCCUCAUAGACAUAGGUGCUAUUCAGCUAGUGUGGAUAAUACAGUACGUAUAUGGGAUCUGGAAACAGGAGAGUGUUUGCAUAUAUUGGAAGGCCAUCAAAUAUUGGUUGGUCUGGUCACUGCUUCCCGGAAUGCACUUGUAUCGGCGGCGGCAGACUCAACAGUCCGUGUCUGGGACCAAGACACGGGACAUGCAAGAGUGGUUUUCCGGGGGCAUUCUGGCGCCAUUACCUGUGUUGUCAACGAUGAUUUCAAAGUUGUGAGCGGUUCACAGGGAAUGCUGAAAUUGUGGGAUGUACAAACGGGUAAGUUUGUAAGAGAUUUAGUUGAAGGUGUAGAUGGUUCUGUAUGGCAAGUAUGCAUUGACUGGAAACGUUGCGUGAGUGCAGUUCAGCGUGGUGAUGUCACCGUCUUAGAGGUUCUUGAUUUCACCAAGGGUCUAGUCUAG